Molecule: messenger RNA, 1877 nt
Organism: Rhodamnia argentea
Lineage: Eukaryota; Viridiplantae; Streptophyta; Magnoliopsida; Myrtales; Myrtaceae
Product: beta-bisabolene synthase-like
Exons: 7
Coding region: 1-1785 (594 amino acids)
Biological process (GO): diterpenoid biosynthetic process
Molecular function (GO): terpene synthase activity; magnesium ion binding
Source: RefSeq, a predicted model, not a curated record
AUGGCUCUUCCAGCAUCGUCCACAAGCUUCCUCCCCUCCUCCAUCCGCCACGACCAAUCCUCUCCCUUAUUCUUCAGAAAGCCUCGCUCCUCCUCCUCCUUCACCUCCUCCGGCGCCCGAUUCACGACACACGCUUUGAAAAUUGAAGAUCGAGAGAUUGGGAGGCGUACGGCGAAUUGGCAGCCUAGCCUUUGGGACUAUGGCUCUGUGCAGUCGUCACUCGGUGUUGAUUACACGGAGGAUAUAUAUACCGAACAAGUACAGAGGUUAAGGGAAGAAGUCAAGGGUCUUUUCGACAGGGAGAUGAAACAGGUGGCCAAGCUCGAGUUCAUUGACGUUGUUCAAAGACUAGGACUGGGAUACCAUUUCGAGAAGGAGAUAAAGAACGCUCUCGGUUCCAUCCAUAACAACACCGAAGAUGCUGAGCUUUCGGAUGAUCUCUGUGCUGCUUCCCUUCGUUUCCGGCUACUCAGGCAACAUGGAUAUAUGGUACAGCAAGAUGUGUUCCAAAGGUUUAUGAACAAGACGGGCACAUUCAUCAAAUCACUCAUUAAGGAUGUGAAGGGGCUUCUCGGUCUUUAUGAAGCUUCUUUUCAUGGAUUGGAAGGUGAAACCAUACUUGAUGAAGCUUGGGACUUUGCUUCUACGCAUCUGCAAAGAAUAAACCUCGACGAAGUUCCCACAAAUUUAGCGAGCCACGUGAGGCAUGCAUUAGAUAUGCCGAUCCACUGGAGGCCAAAUAGGUUGGAGGCUCGGUGGUUCAUGGACAUGUACGAGAAACAGCAAGACAUGAUCCCCUCUUUGCUACGUUUGGCUAAAUUAGACUUCAAUUUAGUGCAGUCAGUCCACAAGAAGGAAGUUAGCAAUAUGGCAAGAUGGUGGGUUGAACUUGGCGCGAACAGGAUGAGCUUCUUUAGGGACAGGCUAGUGGAAGCCUAUUUUGCGAGCAGCCUAAUGGUUUUUGAACCUCAAUAUACAACUUUUAGAGAAAUGAAUACGAAGAUCUGUUGUAUGGUGGUACUUAUCGAUGACGUUUAUGAUAUAUACGGGACGCCGGAAGAGCUUGAGCUCUUAACAGAUUUCAUUGUCAGGUGGGACAUCACCGAAGUCGAUAGGCUUCCUCCAGCAAUAAGGGAUAGUUUCAUGGUCUUAUACAACACAACCAACGAAAUUGGAUAUUGGACGAUGAGAGAGAGAGGGAUCAACCCCAUUCCUUACAUGCGGAAAGCGUGGGCCGAUGAAUGCAAGGCGUACAUGAAGGAGGUCCAUUGGUACGACAAGGGCAUUAAACCGACGCUGAAGGAGUACAUGGACAUUGCGGUGGAUUCAGUCGCCGGGCUGAUCACGCUGUUGGCCAGUUACUUCCUAACCACGGAUAAAUUGAUGGAAGAGGGACUUGAUUACGUAUCGAAAAUCCCGAGUGUCGUGUAUUGUUCUUCCAAGAUCUUUCGACUCAACAAUGAUCUCAGUACAUCACCGUACGAAUUGGCACGAGGAGACAACUUCAAGGCCCUAGAAUGCCUCAUGAAUGAAACCGGUGCUUCGGAAGAGGCUGCGCGGGAACACAUCAUGCAUCAUAUGGUGCGUGAGACCUGGAAGAGGAUGAAUAAAGUCGCGUUUGAGGACUACCCAGUUCCCGGGCUUGGGCCUUUCUUCGGUGCUUGUUUGAACUUAGCACGAGUUUCUCAUGAAUUUUACCAAUAUGGAGACGGACUCGGCCUUCCCGGUCACGAAACCAAGGACCAUCUUCUGUCGACUAUAUACGAACCCGUGCCCCUCGAUUAGGCAUGCAUUAUCGACCAAGGUCCGACUUUUGGAGAGGAGCCUUUGAUCUUAUCUGUCUUCCUUAGCUUUGUGUGGUGGCUGAUUAAAUUGCA